UUUAUGGAUUGAUCAUGAUCAAUCGAUGUCGUAGCUAGGCCAUGCCAAACGUGAGCGACCAAAAUAAAUUCCCCAAAAGGUAUGCCCUUUUGAUCUCUUGUUGCCGCGCGCGCGCCUUUAAUUUUUCUCGUCCAUCUGCAUGUCUAUCUACCCAAACCUAACCUCCUGGCUUAAUUGGUAGCUAGGCUCUCAUUUCAUCUAGUACAAAUGUUUUAGUUUGGCACCACUUUGGCAUGGAUGCUAUAUAGAUACAAGACAGGACAGAUCCAGGCAAGUGUGUAUGUAACUAUAUAUAGGCGUUGCUUGUAGCUAGCAAAUGUGGCUAGCUUAACUCUUGUUGUUAGCUUCUUCUUCCUGAAUCUUGAUCUGCAGUCGGUACUGUUUUCGCAUGCCUGCCAUGGCAUUCGCGGCGGUAGCCCACAUGAUUCUGUUCCUCUUUCUCCUCGGCAGCAAUGGCGCUGCGGCGGUGGAGAGGACCUUCAGCUUCAGCAACGGGUGCUCGCACCCGGUGUGGGUGGGCGCGCUCAACGGCGCCACGUCCCCGCCGCUGUCCCGCUCCGGCUUCUUCCUCGCCUCCGGCGCCGCCUCCGCCCUCGCCGCCCCGGAGGACUCCAGCUGGUCCGGCACUUUCUGGGCGCGCACGGGCUGCGCCACGGACGCCGCCACGGGCCGCUUCUCCUGCGCCACCGCCGACUGCGGCUCCGGCGACGUCGCCUGCGACGGCCGCGGCCCUUCUCCCCCCGUCACCCUCGUCGAGCUCACCCUCGCCGCCGUCUCCUCCGGCUCCGGCGGCGCUCAGGACUUCUACGACGUCAGCCUCGUCGACGGCUUCAACGUCCCCGUCCGCAUCACGCCCACCAUUAACACCACCAGCAACAACAAUGGCGCUGAGUGCCGCGCCGCGUCGUGCGCGAGCGACGUGAACGCGGCGUGCCCGGCGGACCUGCGCGUCGUCGUCUCCGGCUCCGGCUCCGGCGGGGAAUACGUGGCGGCGUGCAAGAGCGCGUGCAACGCGUACGGGAGCGCGAGGUACUGCUGCAGCGGCGAGUACGGGACGCCGGCGGCGUGCGGGCCGACGAGCUACUCGGAGCUGUUCAAGAGCGCGUGCCCGGACGCCUACAGCUACGCCUACGAUGAUGCCACCAGCACCUUCACGUGCGCCGGAGCCUCCGGAUACCACAUCGCCUUCUGCCCCUCCUGAGAAUUACUCCAGUUUAUUGUUGGCCCGUGAUUAUACCUACAGUUGAUACUUUGCUCCUUAUGUUGCUAUACUGCUCCUUCCGUCCUAUAUUAAGUGACGAAAUACUACAUGUAUCUAGAAACUUUUUGUGUAUAGAUACAUCCAUAUUUUGACAAAUUUGAGACAAUUAAUAUGGGACGGAAGAAGUACUAUUAUUGAUCGAUUGUCUAAGGAAUAAUAGUAAAUCAAAGAGAUCUGUGUACUCCCUCCGUCCCACAAAAGAUGUCUGAAAUUUGUCAAAAUUUGAAUGUAUCUAGACAUGAUUUAAUGUAUAGAUAUAUUCAAACUUAAUCAAAGUUGAGACAUCCUUGGACGGAGGUAGUACUAAAGAUCGUAGCAGAAUUUAAACGUUAUUUCCUCCA
Molecule: messenger RNA, 1602 nt
Organism: Brachypodium distachyon (stiff brome)
Lineage: Eukaryota; Viridiplantae; Streptophyta; Magnoliopsida; Poales; Poaceae
Product: thaumatin-like protein 1b
Exons: 1
Coding region: 389-1201 (270 amino acids)
Biological process (GO): defense response
Cellular component (GO): extracellular region
Source: RefSeq, a predicted model, not a curated record